Diceros bicornis minor is the source of this 1287-nucleotide messenger RNA. RefSeq names its product acyl-CoA binding domain containing 6 (gene ACBD6). Bases 287 to 1174 code for a protein of 295 amino acids. The record is from RefSeq and is a predicted model, not a curated record. The transcript is spliced from 8 exons. Gene Ontology annotation, molecular function: protein binding; fatty-acyl-CoA binding. Lineage: Eukaryota; Metazoa; Chordata; Mammalia; Perissodactyla; Rhinocerotidae.
UUUCCCCGGGACCGCUUGGCCGCGCCGCCCCCAGCCCCCCGCGCGGCUCGGGGGACGCGGGGCCUUCCCGAGCGCGCUGUUACCGGCAGGAAGCCGGGGGAGACGGGGCCCGCAGCGGGAAGCGGCAGAGGGCGGCGGAGCCUGCCCCGCGCGCCCGGGGCGGCAGCGGCAGAGGGCGCGGACGAAGUGAGCUUGGGUCCCACUCGAGCUUGGGCCCCGGACCCGGCCUGGUGGGCCAGGCCCCCGAGCCGGCGUUCCACCGGCCUGAGGCGCGCAGGGCGGACGCAUGGCCUCGCCGUGCCUGCCUGCGGGGCCCCCCCCGGGCGACAGCGGCGGAGAGCUGAGCUCGGGGGACGACUCCGGGGAUGUGGAGUCCUUCCCGAGCCCCGAGCCCGCGGCGUCCCGGAGCCUGGCCGAGCUGUUUGAGAAGGCCGCGGCGCGCCUCCAGGGCCUGGUUCAGGUGGCCAGCCGGGAGCAGCUCCUGUACCUGUACGCCAGGUACAAGCAGGUCAAAGUUGGGAAUUGCAAUACUCCUAAACCAGGCUUCUUUGAUUUUGAAGGAAAGCAAAAAUGGGAAGCCUGGAAAGCCCUUGGUGAUUCAAGCCCCAGCCAGGCAAUGCAGGAGUAUAUCGCAGUGGUUAAGAAAUUGGAUCCAGGCUGGAAUCCUCAGUCACCAGAGAAGAAAGGAAAAGAAGCAAAUACUGGUUUUGGUGGGCCAGUUGUUAGUUCUCUGUAUCAAGAAGAAAUCAUCAGGGAAGAAGACAAAAACAUAUUUGAUUACUGCAGGGAAAACAACAUUGACCAUAUAAGCAAAGUCAUCAAAUCGAAAAAUGUGGAUGUGAAUAUGAAAGAUGAAGAGGGCAGAGCUCUACUCCAUUGGGCAUGUGAUCGAGGACAUAAAGAACUAGUCACAGUCUUGCUACAAUAUAGAGCUGAUAUUAACUGUCAGGACAAUGAAGGUCAAACAGCUCUGCAUUAUGUUACAACCAGUGGGGCAUCCAUAGACCAACAAAAGGAUCCUCUGCACAGCACACCGGAAAGCCUGAGAAAGCCAUACAUCUAUACAUCUGAAGAUGGGUGGACUGGACCUCAUGGAGGCGGUGGAACAAGGGGGACAGCAGCAGUGACUUCUGAGACUGGAGGCUUCAGAAACUGCAGCAGCACUCAUGAUUAGAGGCUCCAGGAACCUCUGCAGCACCCACAACCAGAGGCUCCAGGAACCACAGCAGUGCCUGCAACCAGAGGCUUGAGGAACCACUGCAACGCCCACAACCCAGGUACUCCUCC